Messenger RNA from Harpegnathos saltator (Jerdon's jumping ant), 1214 nucleotides. Its product is annotated as odorant receptor 49b. The transcript is spliced from 6 exons. The record is from RefSeq and is a predicted model, not a curated record. Gene Ontology annotation, cellular component: plasma membrane. The coding region runs from base 184 to 1107 and encodes 307 amino acids. Gene Ontology annotation, molecular function: odorant binding; olfactory receptor activity. Gene Ontology annotation, biological process: detection of chemical stimulus involved in sensory perception of smell; sensory perception of smell. Lineage: Eukaryota; Metazoa; Arthropoda; Insecta; Hymenoptera; Formicidae.
AAAGUAAUUAAUUUUAUAAAAUUAAGUGUGUUCAUUACUUGUUUUUGGCCACAACCAAAAGACGCAAUUAAAUUAAAAAUCAUUUGUGUGGCACUGUGUCAGUACUUCUGGAUACUGUUACACUUAGGCUUGACGCUAGCACUAAUAAAUACAAUUAAAAAUCACCUUAAUGAUCCUGCUAUUAUGGUAAAAGUGGCAAUAUUUAUAUGCCCUACUACACAUGUAAUAUGCAAUAUUGUGGUAUAUAGAAUUAUUUGGCAUCGUCUACAAUCAAUUACUUUCGAAAUGGAAAAUUUUUAUAAAUUGAUUAAACCACACGAGGAAACUAUCUUACAAAAAUAUAUAAACAAAUGUGUCAUUUUUUACGGUGGAUCUAUAAUUGGUAUAUAUCUGAUCUCUAUUAUCAUCAUCUCUGGACCUGUUACACUUAAUCAACCUUUUCCAAUAAUGGCUGAAUAUCCAUUUGAUGUUUUCCAUCAACCGAUGAGAACGAUUGCUUAUAUACAUCAGUCUAUAUGUAUAUUGCAAGCUUCUGCUCACAUAUGUAUAAAUACCUACACUACGCUUUUACUCUGGUUUUCGUCGGCGAGAUUGGAAUUGUUAACCGACAAUCUGCAUGCAAUUAGAAAUAUUUAUGAUUUGACGAAGUGUGUUCAAGAACAUCAGAAAUUGUUAAAGUAUGCGGAACAAGUUAUUCGCGCAAUACGUCCCUUUGCAUUCAUAGUUAUGUGUUUUAGUACCCUUGGAUUAAUAAUAGUGGGUCUUAUUUUUGUUACUGAUCAACCGUUGUCAAUGAAAAUUCAAUGCGCUGGUAUAGCUUUUAAUGGAUUAUCAGAAGUAUUUAUGUAUACCUGGCCAGCGGAACAUUUAAUCCAUGUUAAUAACAAAAUCGAAAAAGCUAUUUAUAGUGUGGAAUGGUACGAACAUUCAGUAGAACUUCAGAGAAGUAUACAGAUCAUUUUAAUGAGGGCUCAAAAGCCACUGCUUAUUACGAUACCUUGCGUCAUGCCACCAUUAUCUCUAAACUAUUAUACAAAGGUAUUAUACAAAGUAUUUGUCGACCAUAUUCUCUUAUUUCACGGCGCUACGAAUAUUUAUGCAAACUAGCCAAGAAGUUGACGAACCAGAAAUAUAAGAGAGAGCAUAUUCUUGACAAUUUUUGAAAGUAGGCAAAUCAUUGUAUUCGUUCUAGAAAUAAAUAAUAAUAAACAAUA